Messenger RNA from Electrophorus electricus (electric eel), 1998 nucleotides. It is a transcript of the gene mpzl3, whose product is annotated as myelin protein zero-like 3. The record is from RefSeq and is a predicted model, not a curated record. Gene Ontology annotation, cellular component: plasma membrane. NCBI's taxonomy places the organism in Eukaryota, Metazoa, Chordata, Actinopteri, Gymnotiformes, Gymnotidae.
UACUACGCACCGAUAAAGAAACAUGGACGCUCUAAAACCUCAAAUUUAAUGCAACUCUCCCGUAGAAACGUAAUUGUAAUCUGCCUUUAUGAUAACAUGGAGUUAAGAGAGCGGUGGCAAAUUGCUCAUGAAAAUGGCUUUUGGGUUCGUUUAUUUGUCAGCCUGGUGCUGUGUUUGGAGCAUGUAUACUCUAUAAAGGUUAGUGCUUUGCAGGACGUAAGUGCAGUGAACGGGCAGGUGAUCACACUUUCCUGCUCCUUCUCUUCAACCAGCCAGACCACCAGCCUCAUAUCUGUUGACUGGUCUUUCAGACCGCAGAGUGGAGGCCCAGCCCAAAGUAUUUUCCAUUUCAUGUCAGUAGAAUACCCUCCAGAGGAUAAGCAGUUUAAGGGCCGUGUCAGAUGGAUGGGCCGUCUGGAAAGUGGGGACGCAUCGAUUCAGCUGCUCAAUGCAUCUCUCAGCGACAAUGGCACAUACACUUGUGCUGUCCGCAACCCCCCUGAUGUCCAUGGCCUUCCUGCUCAGACCCUCCUCACGGUCACUCCCAAGAGGACAGGCAUGCAUUUCUCAGAUGUGGCUGUGUUGCUGUUCUUUGUCCUCUUACCAUCUGGCUUGAUAGGAUUCGUGCUCUUAGCUCGAAUUCUCUGCCCCUGCUGCCCAGAGAAAAACUCACACCUCAGCCAACACUCACCUAUAGAGGUCGCCCAUGGGGAGAUGCAUUUCCAAAAGCAGCGCAAGCCUCCUGUCUGUUAUGAAUGCUACUAUCAGGACUCUGAUGAAGAGUUUGAGCUUGAGAAACAUCAGAUGACGUCAGUGUCUGAGUCCCAAUAUUAGCCACACCUGGAGCGCCAGCACUUCCUUCCUGUCACAUGAUAUUCUGGAGAGUGACUCACAGUAUCUGAGUCACAACAUUGACAUUGCAUGUACCGUGGACAGCCUGCAUGAAUACUUUGACUUGGCUGAUUUAGUUUGAGAGUGUUUUGUGAAGGGUUCAUAGGUCGACUGAUGUGAUCUAUACUUGUCUGGAGUUUGGACACCAACAGUCUGCUGGAUCUAGGUAUAGGUUUGCUUAUUCUUGCUUUUAAUACAUGUAGUUCUGAUCAUCUUGAAGAGAUAUACCAGCUUUACACCUUCUGCUGUGGGGAAUUCAUUUUAGGUUUAGACUGACUGGUAGACAUGCAUGAUUUUGGCUUUGUGUGUGACCAUGGGCCAUUUUCGCAGAUUCAGAUUAGGUUUAGUCCAGGAAUAAUUGCCCCUUUGGUAAUUUCCUGUUUAAAAUGUCAAAAUGCUGUGUCUGACUUACACUAUUGAUGCUGUUAGUUUCUGCUUCUUAUACAGAGAGAUGGAAUCCUUGGUGCUCUGACUCCCAGAUGUUUAAUGCGAUUUGUGGGCUAAUAGGAUAUUUUAGUCAAGAAAUGCUAAUAUGGCUAGUGGUAGACAAACAGCUUGUUUAAAAUAGUUAGCAUUUAAUUUGCAUAAUACUUAGUUAGCAUUUAGUUUGCAUAAUACUACCUGGCUCGUACUACUCACAAUGUGAAUGUGUUGGGGAGAAGUAGUACCUUAAUGCAUUUCCAUGAAUAUUUUCCCACAGUUUAGUUGCAGCCCUAAUCAGACACAUGCUGUCCAGCCAUACAAAGGUUACAAGGUUUACAAGGUAUCAUUAGAUUAGGGUUGGAUCUAAACUCUAGAGCAAGGUAGGCAGUUAUAUCUCCAAAAAAGGCCGGUUUCUGCUUCAGCUAAGCAGGCACAUACCAGAUUCCAUUAAAUGUAGAAGUCAAAUUAGCAGUGUUUCAUUGGUCUGUAUAAUUAACACGAUUGUGUCAUGGUCAUAGAACUUGUGUAUUCUUUCUAUAUCAUGGAUUCCAAAUUCUUCUUCAGUUUGUGCAUCCAUUAACGUAAUAAUUUUUUGUAGUGUUUAAGUUAUUUCAGUUCAUUUCCUGUUGUAAAAAAAAAUGAUUUAUAUUUAUUCCGUAUUUCAUUUUCUGUACUACAUUAAUC